Messenger RNA from Suillus plorans, 261 nucleotides. RefSeq lists its product as uncharacterized. Gene Ontology annotation, molecular function: protein heterodimerization activity; DNA binding; structural constituent of chromatin. The transcript has a single exon. The annotation marks the transcript as partial. Gene Ontology annotation, cellular component: nucleosome. The record is from RefSeq and is a predicted model, not a curated record. NCBI's taxonomy places the organism in Eukaryota, Fungi, Basidiomycota, Agaricomycetes, Boletales, Suillaceae.
CGAGUGUUGAGGCAGGUGCACUGUGAUACAGGGAUCUCCAACAAGGCCAUGGUCAUCCCGAACUCGUUUGUCAACAAUAUCUUUGAGCGCAUUGGUACGCCCUCCCUCUACUUCUUCAUUGCAGGUCUAACUUUAGUUACAGUAUUGAGGCAGGUGCACCCUGAUGAGGGCAUCUCCAAUGGAGGCCACGGCCAUCCUGAACUCGUUUGUCAACGAUAUCUUCAAGCGCACCGGUGUACCCUGGUACGGGCGCGUUUUUGA